UAUUCCUUUUUCCCCCAUCUCAAGUCCCCACCUCCAGGCUGUGCUCUGAUUGGACCCUAAGUCUCUCUCCAGGUCUGCCAUUGGCCCUGGUGCAGUUGAAAAACCUCUGUUUUCACUCAGUGGGGCUUUAAGCAGUGUUGAGCAGUUAGGAGGAGAAAAGAGAAAGGGAGGGAGGUAGUGAAUGACAAUGCAGAGAGAGAGAGAGGGCGGGAGAGAGAGGGAGGGAGAGAGAGAGAGAGCAAGGGGACAGAGAGAAAGGAGGGGCAUUGACAUUCAUUCAGCCUAAGGAGUGGGAAAGUAAAUAACCCUCUCGGAGGCCCAGGAAGCAAGAGGGAGAUGUGUUUCAAAUGCGCCGGGUUUCAUAGCAGGAAGUCCAUGCAAGCUUGUCGGGGUUGAAUUGUCUAUCAGGAGGCACUGAAGCUUUUCCUCUGGAGGUCUGAGCAGUGAUAAGAAGGACCUAUGAGCACACCUCCUCAGCAGCCGAGGGGCAUUACAGAGGAUGACGAAGAAGAGAAAGAAGGUCAAAAAGAAACGCUGAAAGAUGGAGAAAUGCUGCAGAAAGACAGCACCGUUUCUCCACUUACUAAAACGUCUUCUUUGAGGAAAGACUGUGAGCUUCAGGAGGAUGCUGGGAAGACGAGAACUGGGAGAGGUGGUACAGAUGGAAUUGUGGAAAGAUCAGAAUUAACGAGUACGUUUUUGGAGGCAGCGCCCUCUGGUGAAUCUCACAAGCACAGGCAAUGUCAGUUUGACGAAGAUAUUCCAUCCUCUAGAAGCCCAAAUCAAGAUGCAGAGAACCUGGCUCUAGCUGCAGAACUGGUAAAGACAGAAGAGGCCACGGUCAGCACGUUAGCUUCUCCUGGAGUCUCUCGGGCGGAUGAUAUUCAGACGGGUGGCUCAGAGGUGAUCUAUGACGACGUGCCAUGUGAGGACGUGUCCCGAGGAGAAGGAGGAGACAUGAUCUAUGAGGAUGUACAGACAGAGGAAGUCCCUCAGGGGCCCAACAACGGCUGGAGUUCCAGCGAGUUCGAGAGCUAUGAUGAGCAGUCAGACUCUGAGAAAGCAGCCUCCCGGAGCAAGCUCGCCCCUGAUGUACGUCGUCUUCGGGAAUGUUGUGCCAAGACCAAGAGGGAGCUAGCUUCAAAACUGGGGGGAAAGUAUCAGAUGCAUCAGCUCAUGAGAGCAGCACGGAGUGGAACUAAAGAUGGCCUGGAGAAGACCAAGAUGGCUGUCAUGAGAAAAGUUUCCUUUCUCCAGAAGAAGGAUCACUCAGAUGAAGCUGAAGAUGAUGCCGGCUAUCUGGAUGUGAUAGUUUCUGAGGCCAAGCAUCCUCCUGCACAGCUGGGCCCAAUGCCAGAGGGACUUAGCAGCCAUCAGAUUGUUCGGCGUCACAUUCUGGGCUCCAUUGUGCAAAGUGAAAGGAGUUACCUGGAGUCCCUUAAAAGAAUACUUCAAGAGUACCAGAGACCAUUGUUGGAGGCUGAGCCUCGCAUCCUGAGCCGGAGGAAGAUCAGACCCAUUUUCUUCCGUGUGCGGGAGAUCACUCAAUGCCACUGCAUGUUCCAGAUUGCUUUGGCUUCCCGUGUCGCAGAGUGGGACGCUAGCGAGAAGAUUGGCGACCUCUUCGUUGCCUCGUUCUCCAAGUCCAUGGUGCUAGAUGUUUACAGCGAUUACGUCAAUAACUUCACCAAUGCCAUGGCCCUCAUCAAGAAAGCCUGCUUAUCCAAACCCGCCUUCCUGGAGUUCCUCAAAAAAAAGCAAUCAUCUAGUGUUGACCGGAUCACUCUAUACGGUCUGAUGGUGAAGCCCAUUCAACGUUUUCCUCAGUUCAUCCUCCUCUUACAGGACAUGCUGAAAAACACUCCAAAAGGACACGUGGACCGUUUGCCUCUGCAGUUGGCUCUGACUGAGCUGGAGACCCUGGCUGAGAAGCUGAAUGAACAAAAGCGAGUGGCAGAUCAGAUCACAGAGACCCAACAGCUCGCCUGCAGCGUCAGUGACCGCUCACUUAGCAAGGUGCUGAAUUCAGAUCAAAGCUCUUUGGUCCUGUGCGAAACGCUGUGCGAGACGGUAUACGGCGAGCGUGGCCAGGUUCUCAAGUCCAAGGAGCGCAAAGUCUUCCUUUUCAGCAACAUGCUCGUCUGUGCAAACAUCAACAUAAAGGGUCCCCCAGACAUCAGCAGUCUGGUUCCAGUAGGGCCCAAGUACACCAUGAAGUGGAGUGCCCCCUUAUUGCAAGUCCAGGUAGUUGAGGUCGGCAAGGACACCCUCUUUCAGCAGGGAGGUGUCAAAAGGUCAGGCAGCUCUUCAACCCCAGGUAAAGUGGUUCUGGGUCCUCCUCGGCUCUUUCAAGAACUCACCGAACUGCAGCAUGACCUUUCGGUGGUGGAGCACGUGACCACCUUGGUGGGCACUUUACAGGGCAAAUACCAGAAUCUGAACACCACCGUGGCUCAAGACUGGUGCUUGGCCCUGCAAAGACUCAUCCGCAUUAAAGAGGACCAAAUUCAGAGUGCUAACAAAUGCCGUCUUCGGCUACAAGUCCCUGGCAAGCCGGACAAGUCUGGCCGUCCAGUCAGCUUCAUGGUGGUGUUCAACACGCCGAGUCCUCUCAGCAAGAUCUCCUGGGUCAACCGUCUUCAUCUGGCCAAGAUAGCACAGAGGGAAGAAAACACACCUGGCUGGAUCUGUGCAGAAGAUGACUGGAGGACAAAGGCUCCACUCUGGUGUCCACUGCUUGCCUGUCGUAUGCCUGUCUUCACCUCAAAAGUCCAGGACUGUAAGCUAGAAGCCGCUCUGCACAAUCCAGUCCAAUGUGCUCUGCUUGGUUUCUCUGCAGCGAGCACGUCGCUUCCUCAGGGAUAUCUCUGGGUAGCGAGUGGCGGAGAUUGUGCACAGGGUCAUGUGGAGAUUUUCUCCCUGAAUCGAACUACUCCACGCUCAGUGAAAAGCUUUCAGGUACGAGCUCCUGUUCGAUGUUUGGAGUUUGUGUCUGAGCCCAGUCAUUCUGACGCCACCGAUCCUGCUCUCCAUAACGCCGCUGCUGCCGGGAACACAGUCUGUGUCGGCCUGGAUGAUGGCAGUAUUCUGGUCUAUGGGAGCAUGGACACAUCAGCUCAGUGUCUUCUGGACCUCCGGAAUACUAUGGGUUCUCCUGUCCUGUGUCUCAAACAUGCUUCUAGCUUCCUGUUCGCAGGCCUGUGGGACGGCACGCUGCUCAUCUAUGACAGAGCGCCUGGAGGUGAGUUGUGGAACUCAGAGUCUUAUCGUAAAGUCUUAGUGGGUCAUGAGCCAGUUCGGACAUUGCUGGCUUUAGACGGCUCCGUAUGGGCCAGCUGUGGCAACUCCGUCUCAGUCAUCGAUGUCUCCAGCCUUUCCACUCGGAGGUUUGAGGUCCACCAGGAUCCGACAGUGAGCGUCACUCACAUGGUACGAGCCGGUGGAGGGGUGUGGAUGGCGUUUUCGGAAGGUUCCUGCAUUCGCUUGUUCCACAUGGAAACCUUGGAACACCUACAAGAGAUCAACAUCUCCACACGCUCUUCAUUCCACAGUUCAAGUAAGAAGAAUGUGAGGGUCACCAGUCUGUUGAUUUGCCAGGGCUUGUUGUGGGUAGGCACAGCCCAGGGCAUCAUCAUCACUCUGCCUGUACCUAAGCUGGAAGGCAUCCCUAAAAUAACAGGUAAAGCGAUGACCUCUUUAAACGCCCAUUGUGGUCCUGUGGACUUUCUGGUGGCAAUCAGCAGCACUUUAUCCCCAGAUCUUCUGAAGCGAGAUUCGGUUGUGGAAGCUCCCGACUCGGCCUGUGGCUGGGAGGAGCGAACUGACUCCUCCUCCCAGGAGUCCCUGCAGCAGUCUAACAGUUCCUCAUUCGGGGAAAGCAAGGGAAAUCGGAGGAGUGUACUUCUUCAAUACCGCAUUCGCUCCACCAUGGGCUUACCUGGGCGGCCACUGACCGCUCGAUGUGACGAGUCCUCAGAUUCAUCGUUAGAGUCUUUAGAACACAGCCUCGAGGAUGGCUCUAUCUACGAACUCAGCGACGAUCCAGACAUGUGGGUCAGGGGUCGACCCUGUGAGAAGGACGGCCAUAGGAGGGACAGGGUCAUGUCUGCAGCCAUUAUCUCUGGAGGGAAGGGAUUUAGAAGACUUAGAGAGGGUGCAUCGGAGGGUACGGCAGAAUUGACUGAGUGCUCCCUUAUGGUUUGGCAACUGCCACUCACUGUAUAAAAUGUGAUUGGUUCUUCAGGAUGCAAAGAUGUACAAAUCUUGGCCAUCCAGGAAACAAUGUGUUUUAGUUUCUUUUGUGUUGAGGAAAUGUAUUGGUUUUGGUUUCUAUGGUUUAGAGUCCAUGCCACGGCAAACUGCGAUCACACUGAUGAAAUGAAAGAAAAGCUUUUCAUUAGUGACAGCUAUAAAUAUUUAGUGAUAUUCAAACUUGCAUUAAGGUUUGUAGUAAUUCUGAAAAGCUUGAUUCUGUUCAACAAUUAACGCAGUAGUAAUGAAGAAACAAUUAGCCAAUGAGAGGCCAUAAUGGGUGUUCCUUUAUAUGGAUCUCAUGGAAACAGCUCCUGUAAAGUGCUUUCAGGCCCUUCUUUGAUUACAGCCAUGCAACCAAGUAAGGCUUAGGGCUGUGAUUGCAUUUGUUGAUGUUGAAAUACAAUGGAGUGGAGAUUUACAUUUAUUUCAGACUUAAAGUCAGUGUUUAAUUCUUUAAAAAAGCAAUCCUCUUCUGCUUUUGAUAAAAGAGCAGUGCUAUUGUUGCUCAGUGUGGUACGUUUUCCACACGUCACCAAUGAAAACCAAUACAGUUGUGAUUGCAUUUUCUAAUCUGGAAUCAAAAGGAAUUGUCUCCAUUUUUUAUUUUUUGACACAAGCUAGCACAUUAAGUAUGUGCUUUUCAUUUGUCUGUUCCAUAUACCCCGAAGUCUUGCGGGUCUUUUUUUUUUUUUUUUUUUUUUUUUUUACAGUAUUAAUAUGGAUAAUGGCAUAUGUGGGGGAAAAAACAAUGGAUAAAUAGCUGACCUUCAAAGACAAAACUGCACAUCACUAAAUAAACGCUAACAUUUGAAAAACCCACAGGGAUGUACUGUACAGUCUAUAACGUUGGUUUACAACAAUAAAUGUGAGUUCAUGUUGAGUCAUAACAUCUAGACAUCAACACAAUGGCUGUGAGUGUAUUUUGAGACAAUGAUGCAUGCUAUAUUUCUCUAUGUACCGCUUGUGUAGUUUCUCUUCUUGAGAGGGAACAUCAUCCUGAACUCAGGCAAGGCCAAGAUGAGUCCUGAAGGUACAAGGAUUCUUUGAGAGCCUUGUCAUUUUAAAAGCAUAAACUCUUCACAGG
Ictalurus punctatus (channel catfish) is the source of this 5338-nucleotide messenger RNA. It is a transcript of the gene arhgef10la, whose product is annotated as Rho guanine nucleotide exchange factor (GEF) 10-like a. Gene Ontology annotation, biological process: positive regulation of stress fiber assembly; SREBP signaling pathway; actin cytoskeleton organization. Gene Ontology annotation, molecular function: protein binding; guanyl-nucleotide exchange factor activity. Bases 460 to 4224 code for a protein of 1254 amino acids. The record is from RefSeq and is a predicted model, not a curated record. Lineage: Eukaryota; Metazoa; Chordata; Actinopteri; Siluriformes; Ictaluridae. The transcript has 27 exons. Gene Ontology annotation, cellular component: cytosol.